AUGAGCCACUCGUCCAUGGGAAACUAUAGCAGGCUCGAGACCAACUUGAAAAAUUCUCAACAUGGUCUGAAACAACACACAAUGCCCAGACCAGAGAUAAGAGAAGUCAAGGCAGUUCGUGAUCAUCGCUCUCGUCCUUGUAUGUUUGAAGCUGUUUGGACUUCGGACUGUUCAGAUGUCCUUGGCCGUGGGGAAAUAUCAGUCCGGGAGCUCACUGUGAGGUUGAUAUUUACCUCUUCAGUUACUCGCAUGGCAAUAUACCCUUCGCUGUCACGCCAAAACAGCACCAUGUACACUCUGCCCACCAUUUUACAGUUCAACUCAACACGAGUGAACUGGGACGCGGAAUACCCCCACUACCCACACUCCACACCCACCACCCCACAACCCACAGGACCCACACCCACACCCCAGAGCCAUUGUGUAGUGACCGUGCCUGCUGAGGAUAACCAGCGCGUUCCACGACAGGGAGCUGAAGGAAAAUUACCUCCUGCAACGAGUGACAUCCUUAACUUCAUUGCAGCAAAGUCUAGUGACUCUUGCAACAUCGUAGUGACGGUCACCGAUGUCAACGACGAGGCACCCGACAGAUUCGACUUGAACCCACCUGCAGAAACCUUCACUGUGCACGAGGACAUGCUUGAGGGCGAGUGGGUCGGGGGCGAGGAACCGUUCAAAAUCAGGGCUCAAGAUGAUGACCAGCCCGGGACUGUGAACACGAUAAUCACUUACUAUGUCGAGUGGGUUCGUAAGGUCGGAGGGACAGAGAAUCUCGAUUUCUUUACAGCUGUCAACAAGAAUGAAACUUGGUCGGAUGGCAGCAUUUCAUACUACUGCCAGCUGAUGGCUACACAGGACUUAAUGUGGCAAAGGGGGUCAUAUGAGAUACUCUUGGUGGCCGAAGACAGCGGAGAACCGAAACUUUCCGGCAACAAAACAUUCGAUAUCGAGAUCCUAGAUUCGAACGACAACGCUCCAGAGUUCGUGUUCUACGGGUGCCUCGCCGAUGGAUUGCAAAUCAAAAUGGAAGAGAAUAAAUACGAAGCUGGAAGCAAAGUCCUAUGCUCAACAGAAGAAGACGUGAGGCCACUGCAGAUCUACGUGGUAGACGAAGAUAUAGGCGAGAACAGGGACUUUGACUGCGAGAUUGACUACAAAAAUUCAACUGCCGUAGCUGUAAACGGUACUGAUCAGCUUCAGGAAUUUGAGCUCAGACGGGAAUCCGAUCAGUGUGUCUUAUAUGUGAAUUCGGUCAUUGACAGAGAAUCAGGCCGACGAUACAAUCUUUCUCUACACGUGAGGGACAAGGGGACGCCGCCGCUCGAAUCCUGGGAGUAUUUGGAAGUCAUUGUCACCGAUGCCUUUGAAGCCCCGCCUUACUUCUGCCUCGAUGGGCGGUGCACUCAGACCAUCUACAUGAAAGAGAAUGACCCCGCCGUGGAAGCCAACUUCUUGGAGGGAACAGACACAGACAACAUUGAUUUCGAUCCAAAUGACCCUGGGACCUAUCAGGAAGUUUAUUAUGACAUUGUAGGAGGGAGCACCAAUUUCUUCCAGCUGGGAGACAGGACGAAGAACACCAUCCAACUCAAGAACCUCCCCCAGGGGCUCGACCGCGAGGGCAUGCCCGAAUACCAACUCUACAUCGACGUCACCAACGACCCCGCCACGCAGCCGCCCAUCUCCGAGGUUAUCGCCAGAAACUAUACUCUUUAUUUGACAAUCAAAGUCCAGGAUGAGAACGACAACUCGCCAGAAUUCCAGAAAGCGAUUACAAUUGCAAGCUUUACGCAGAAUGAUGAAAAGGGCAAAAGAAUUGCUGUAAUUCAGGCCACCGAUCUCGACCUGAACGAAACCAUUACCUACGACCUCGGAAAAUUCACCUGGAAUGACACGGAUGGAACGGCGCCCACUGAGGAGCCAUUCAAAUUAGAGAACGGUGCAGACCUGAUUCUUAAUUUUAAGCCAACAGGAUUGAACAGUGGAUACUGCACAUUCCCUAUAAAUGCAUACGACAAAGAUGGCAAAACAAACUUCACAACAGCAAAGGUCUAUGUCAUCACAAAUGCCUUCCAGCUUCCAGUCGUUUUCAAUAACGAUAUUAGCAUGGUGUCAGAGAAAACAGAGGAUAUCGAAGAAAUAUUCACGUCGGUGUACCAAUACUCGUGUGUUGUGGACAGCACGACGACGCAGACCUCCGACACGGGCGAGGCGGUGGAGGGGAAGACCGUGGUGUUCAUGCACUUCAUCGACGAAACGCACAACGAGCCCGUCCCGAAGGAUGCCAUUAUUCAGCAGACGACGGACGUGGAAGUCAUCAAAGAACUCCGAAGGAAGUUGAGUGAGAUUAACCUCAACUUGAACUCAGUCGGAGAUGAACAGAUCGUUACCGAGAGCAAUGACACACUCUUGCUGCAGGUGCUUUUGGGAGUAGUGUCAUUAGUGCUGGGUUCGCUAGUGGUCCUCCUCCUCAUUGCAUACUGCAUCAGGACGCGAAGCCUCGAGCGCCAAGUUUAA
Messenger RNA from Penaeus indicus, 2517 nucleotides. Its product is annotated as protein dachsous-like. Gene Ontology annotation, biological process: homophilic cell-cell adhesion. The record is from RefSeq and is a predicted model, not a curated record. The transcript has 23 exons. NCBI's taxonomy places the organism in Eukaryota, Metazoa, Arthropoda, Malacostraca, Decapoda, Penaeidae. Gene Ontology annotation, molecular function: calcium ion binding. The coding region runs from base 1 to 2517 and encodes 838 amino acids. Gene Ontology annotation, cellular component: plasma membrane.